Messenger RNA from Penicillium daleae, 336 nucleotides. RefSeq lists its product as uncharacterized. Bases 1 to 336 code for a protein of 111 amino acids. The transcript has a single exon. The record is from RefSeq and is a predicted model, not a curated record. NCBI's taxonomy places the organism in Eukaryota, Fungi, Ascomycota, Eurotiomycetes, Eurotiales, Aspergillaceae.
AUGGGUAAUCGGCCCCUUACACCUAAUUGGGAAAAUAAACUUCUCAUCUAUAGUACCCUAUGGUCUGCUUCGUGCCAUCGCGACAUCCUACGUAUCAGCUACGGGUCCAAUUCAGUGCUAGACACCAAGGACCAGCUGUUCUACAAGGCCCGCCUUCUGAGUCUGCUGCACGAGCAUGUGGCUGACUUUACCAAAGAAGAAUGGCGAGAUGGAGUCAUCAUGGCGACUUUGUAUCUGGCUGUCAACGAGACCGACAGAAGAGACCCUAGCCGCGAUCCAAGCCCGUUUACGCCACCCUUCGUGGACAUGCACUCAUUGUCAUUUUAUAAGAUUUAG